Messenger RNA from Pseudoliparis swirei, 3042 nucleotides. It is a transcript of the gene cep89, whose product is annotated as centrosomal protein 89. The coding region runs from base 190 to 2604 and encodes 804 amino acids. Lineage: Eukaryota; Metazoa; Chordata; Actinopteri; Perciformes; Liparidae. Gene Ontology annotation, cellular component: ciliary transition fiber; centriole. The transcript has 18 exons. The record is from RefSeq and is a predicted model, not a curated record. Gene Ontology annotation, biological process: cilium assembly; chemical synaptic transmission; mitochondrion organization.
GCCUUUUUUCUUUAUCGUUUGAGGGCGAAAUAGCACAGAUAAUUGUAAACACAAUGGCAACGACACGAAGCCCUUUCUCCUGUUAUUCGACUUAAAGAAUGGUCAGCACACAAGUCAAGCUGUUCGCCUAAACUAAAGCAACACUUUAGGCAAACGUUAUUGAAGAAAAAGUCGGCACUUAUUUCCACUAUGUUAAAAUUCAACUUCAGGAGGGAGAAAGACAACGACUUUAAGCAUAUAGCUCACGGUUUGGUCCCUGCUGCCUCCAUUGCCCCCAAGCCUGCUGUGCCUCGUACCCCGCCCCCUCGCAGCCCAAACCCCUCACCUGAGAGACCCAGAUCAGCCUUAGCAGCAGCCAUCUGGUCUUCGUCGCUCACUGGACAGACAUGGGCAAUCCCCCCCAUCCGGCCGAGGUCUUUCUCUGAAAGUGGCCAAUCAGAGUCCUUCAUAUCUGAGCCAAACAUCAGCACAGAACUUCUCAUCAGGGACAGAUGGUCAGAAGAUUUGGGCAGCAGAACACACCUGUCCUCCGCUGACCACUCAGAGGAGGAGUUGGAAGACAAGGAAGAGGAGUUGGAGAGUGAAGAGGACAGGGAGGAACAUGUUUACCAAACUCUUGAGAGAGAGGUGAAUUGUUCGAUCACAGAACCUAUCUAUUCUGUGCCAUUAAAACCUAAGCCCAGUACAUCCCAGAUCAUUCAGAUGUCUAGCAGAAGAACACCUUCUCCAGAUCUUCCUGAGGAAACAAGUGUCCAUUGUGGUGAUUCUACCAAGAAGAAAGCCUCUGUCAGGAAGAGCCCUGGAAGUCGGGGAGAUGCGCAGCGUGGGUCCGAGCCACCCAUCCUAACCACCGACCCACCCAGCCAAGCCAAAAACCUGAAACCCCCCACCCUGCCGUCUCCAAAGCCCAGCAAGGCAUGCAAUGAGGUGCAGAGGGAGGUAGUGAGGGCCUUGCCAGUGGAGGACACAAGGAUGGUAGAUGAACAAAAGCUACUGGAGGAGCGACUGCAACGGCUGGAGCAGGAGAUCAGUCACGGCCAAGCCUCCAACCCGAGGUCAUCUGCAGGCAGCCAGGCAGAGCUACUGAAUCUGAGGCAACACGCUCAGGAGCUGGUGGAUGAGAAUGACGCCCUCAAAUUGACAGUCCACCGUCUGAACGUGGAGCUGAGCCGCUACCAAACCUUCUUCAGACCGCUGUCCAAACAGGAGAGUUCAAGAAUCAGUGGCUUACCAAAGACAGGGUCCCCUCCUCCCUGGCUGCUUGACAUGAAGUAUUUAUCUCCUUUGGUGCUGGCCUAUGAAGACAGGAUGAACGAGAACGAUGCACUUCGGCAAACCACUGAGGAGGAGGUGAAGAGGUUGCGUGUUCAUGUAGAAGCUGUGAUCCAAGAAAAUGAGAGACUCCAUGGUGAAAUUGCAAAGACCGAAGGUGUCAGCCAGAAGAACUGUCAUCAGCUCCAACAACAGGCCCUGCUGGUGUUGCAGGAGAACCAGGUUCUGAUUGAUCAGCUCGAGGCUCAGCACGUUAAGGCCAAGGCCAGCCACAGCAGACACCAUUCUGAAGUGUCCAAGGUGUCUAAGAAGCUGAUGUUGUUAGAGGCGGAAAAACAGCGUUUGCAGGAGGUCCAGGAAGAGAGCAGGAAAGAGUUGCAGAAAAAUGGAAGGGAGGCCCAAGUGCUCCAAGCCCGUCUCAAGGACGCCGUGACCUGGGACGAACACUGCAACAUAGCUGGGAAACUCAGACGACAAUUGGAGCAGCAGGAGAGUCAGAAUAAAAGUGAGAUGGACGAGUUACUUCUCAGAUUGUCCAGCCUGCAAGAAGAGAAUAUGCGUCUGGCUCUGGACAAGGCCGACCUGACUGCUGACAUAAAGAGAAUGGAGGCUGAGCAGGACCUCACCAAACAAGCCAACAGGAAAGCUGAGCGAAGGGUGAGUGUAUUGAAGAGACAGAAGGAAGACUGCGUGUUGAAAGAGGAAAAGACUCGGCAAUACAUGGGAGCUGUCAUUUCUGUGGCUGAGCACAUUUCCCUGGAGAGAGACCAACUCUUACAAAUGGCUUCCGUUCUUCAGCAGGAAAAGCAGGGAUUUGUCAGCAGGAUCCUGAAUGGCACAUUACGAUUUGGAAAACUACAGGAAGAAGUCAAAGUGUACCGGAGGCAGGCGUCAACCAGACUGGCAGUGUUGGAGGAGGCUGCGGAGGGGCAGACUGCUUCUUGCCAGAGGGAGAUCCUUCACCUGCAGAGGCUGCUCAAAGAAAGGCAGGAGGCUGAGGAGAGACUGCUGCAGUCCAAACGGGAAGUAGAGGAAGAGCUGGAGGUGGUGUGGCAGGCAGCAACCAGGGAGAACCGACAGAUGAGAGAGACUCUUUUGGACUCGAUGCUCAGUGCAGACCUCCACGGCAGCGCCUCUCCUGGCCGGCCUUCCCAGGCUCCAGAUGAGGCCACUGCAGCCACCCAGCAUCAAACACACGGCUCCGGGCCUCUCGCCUUCACCUCUUGUCAAAGCCCCGGGCACCAGAGAAGGUCCAUAUUUAAAUGCGACUCAGACCACCAAAACAACCCCUUGGACGAGAGGCAUAAGCAUGGGCUGGAUUUCUAUUGUUAAGAUUCCUGAAGCCAUAAGCCAUAGGUGUGUUCACUCAUAAUGGCGAGAUAGAAUGUGGAGAUAACUACAUUAUGGAUGUCAACGUACCAGCAUUAGCCAGGACCCCUUUGUUUCGCAGGUGAAACCUUAAAACUUGCACCGCACCGUCCUCUGGAACAAAACUGCAUUGAACUACUUUGUAAGCACAUUCCUCCGGUAGAAACAUGGAUGGAAAGUGAAGUGGAGGCAAUGGCCGUCUGGGUAAUGUCACUUCAAACUUUUGUGUCCUGCUAGGAAGCUUGGUUUGGGCACAAGGAUUGCAGUGAUAGAUAUAGUACAUGGGCAACAACAAAAAGCAGAACGAAGCAGUUUUGACAGCGUGCCAAAAUAUACCUGGCAUCUGGCUUGGUAGUAAGAAAGAAUCUUUAUAAAGAUUUUUUUACCUGUUAAAUUUGUCUG